AUGUCAGAGUCUUACGACUUUCUGUUCAAGUUCCUGGUAAUAGGCAGUGCCGGUGCUGGAAAGUCUUGUAUCUUACAUCAAUUUAUAGAAAGUAAAUUUAAACAAGACUCUAAUCAUACUAUUGGUGUAGAAUUUGGUAGUAAAGUAGUAAAUGUAGGUGGUAAAGCUGUUAAAUUGCAGAUCUGGGAUACAGCUGGUCAAGAGAGAUUUAGAUCUGUAACUAGAAGUUAUUAUCGUGGUGCUGCAGGGGCCUUAUUAGUUUAUGAUAUCACUAGUAGAGAAACAUAUAAUGCUUUAACUAAUUGGUUAACUGAUGCUAGAACACUAGCUAGUCCUAAUAUUGUUAUUAUAUUAGUGGGCAAUAAAAAAGAUUUAGAAGCAGAGAGAGAAGUAACAUUCCUAGAAGCCAGCCGAUUUGCUCAAGAAAAUGAAUUGAUGUUUUUGGAAACUAGUGCUUUAACUGGUGAAAAUGUAGAAGAAACUUUCCUGAAGUGUGCUAGGUGUAUUUUAACAAAAAUAGAAUCAGGAGAGUUAGAUCCAGAAAGGAUGGGAUCUGGUAUUCAAUAUGGUGAUGCCUCACUUCGACGUCUUAAUCGUACAAGUAAAGAACCUCAGUUACGCAGACCAGACUGUUCUUGCUGA
This is a messenger RNA of Lottia gigantea (owl limpet), 642 nucleotides long. RefSeq lists its product as hypothetical. Lineage: Eukaryota; Metazoa; Mollusca; Gastropoda; Lottiidae. Gene Ontology annotation, cellular component: endosome. The record is from RefSeq and is a predicted model, not a curated record. Gene Ontology annotation, biological process: regulation of endocytosis; Rab protein signal transduction. Gene Ontology annotation, molecular function: GTP binding; GTPase activity. Bases 1 to 642 code for a protein of 213 amino acids. The transcript has 6 exons.